AUGUCUGCCGAUGACCCAUUCUCCUUUCUGCCCGCGGAGCAGGCCAAACCCGCGAAAAAGACCCAUUGGAAAUCGAAACUGUUCUCCAAAGAUAAGAACAAAACUGCGUCGCAGCAAAAUCAAGAAAUCGCAGACUUUCUGAGCUCUCGCCCCGCAGAAUCAACUCCAGCUCCUCCACCUAAUGACCCCAGAUGCCUUCCUCCGCAAAACAUUGACGCUCACCGCUUUCCCUCCUCACAAGACGUCUCCGGAUAUCCUCCCCCCAAGUCAGUAACUGCGCCGGCUCCAGCAUCUGCGCCAGUCUUGCCUCGCGAGGACUAUGCACCGUUCAGUCUCUCAGACCAAUUUACUGCCGUGUCCGCUCCCACUCCUUCUGCUCAGCGCAGUGGUCGCAAAGGCAAAGGGCUACGCGUAGGGUUCAGCCCUCAACCUCCAGAAGUGAUUGGUGAAGGAGGCGAUGAGUCCGAAUCGCCAACAGUUGAGAUCUCGCGGGGUCGAGCACGGUCGGAAAGCAGGGGAAUCCAGUCUGGCAACACCCCUGGGUCACCCUCGGACCCUUCACGAUCGCAUCUGCCAAAUCUCCGACUUAAUACAUCGUUGGGCGAUGGCGAUGCGCGAUCCCGUCAGGCAGCUUGUUCGCCUCUGCGUGAUACAUCGGAUUGGAAACCACCGCUGAUGCGCAAUCCUCAGGAUGCAGAAUUCCUGAGGACGUUGCCUAGCGGCAACGGCUCUCGAUUGUCAUUCCGUGGCGAUGCCGAGGCGAUUGCGUUCGCAGAACGUGUCCGCGACAAGAUGCAAGCGGAAGAAGGUCGUGCAUUGCAUCAUCACUAUGAGGAGGAGAUAAUGUCUCCUGGAGCUGAAGACGAUGAUAUCUCACCUCCACCCAGCCCCCCCAGCCCUACCAGCCCGGAACCGCCCAUCAAAGCCUACAACGCUGAAUCUACCCACGAAACAGCCCCAACCGCGGGGCUUCCGCACGCGCCGUCUAUUUCUAUGUCGAUGAAGUCUAUUGUCGAUUCGAUUCGGAGCCCCUCAAGCCCCUCUACACAUCGCGCACCCCCCAAGCUCAGUCCCAUUGAUCCACGAAUGCCCACGAAUCUUAUCCCAAGUAGCCCCGGCAAGCUCUCACCAACACAGACCAAACCGCCACCCCAGGCACUGCCUGCAUCAGAACGAACAUCACCUCCUAGUCGCGAAGGCAACGAGCCGCCACACAGUGCCCAACCCCCCAAGUUCUCUCUUCGAAACAUUGCCAACCAAGUUGGUGAUACCGCAUUUUCUGAAUUCAAAAAGUACAACGCACGAUACGAGAAUUCUAUAAAACUCGCAGCAGAGGAAGUCAAGCCAUUGGUAGAAACAUCGCUAGCAGAAUGGAUUCGGGCUGCGGUCUGGUGGUUUUUGCGAGGAAAGACACGAUUGGAAGCGUAUGCUCGUUCCCGUUCGACAUCGCCACCCACUCACGCCAAGCAAGCCGUGAUCGAUCUUGGAAAGGCAUUAUGGAUAAAUGAGAAUGUUGUGCCCAGCCAUCACGAACUCUCUCAAUACGGUGCCUUGGGCGUUGACGCCCUAGUGGCCGUUGUAAGUACGACCGGCGAUAAGGAGUUGGCUGAUCUUCUGGGUAUUCAUCAAACCCUCACCAAUCACCUCCGAUCGCUAUCCAUGUCCAUCAAACGAAACAACAUCCUCGCAGUGGUUGCCUCAGACGAAGACUCUCCCAUCCAGGUGGAUACUUGCGUUUGGCUGCGUUACCCUUUCUAUGCGCCCGAUGUCUCAGCAGUCUUAUCUGGUGCGGCAACGAGAUCAAUGCUGGUAGAUAACGCGGGCAAGACUCCAAGUUUGGUCCACAUGAUGCCUUUGGGUGACACAAGUCGAUACUUCAGCUAUGGUAGCAUGUUCGUACAAGUUUGCGUCAGCUCCAGUGAUGAUGAUGGACAGCAGCAAUAUGCCAUGCCUUGCGCAUUGACCAUCGUCCGCGAACGAGCGGAUUGGUACGUGUUUGCGGCAAUUACUAGCCAAAGUCAACUUAUCAACAUUUUGAUUCAGUCCGAUCGCAAGCAGGGGCCGACUUGGGAGGAUGUGGAUUGGCAAGUACGGUCCAAUUCUAUGCAAGUGAAACUCCCCCGAGGAUUCGAGUUGGAUGUCACGUUCAAGGAAGAUGAUUUCAAGACUCUUUGGAAUAUCGUCAAGUACACCCAGAAAUCGGAGAACAGUCUUCAUCCGGAGGCAGGUGAGACUGUAGUAUUUGAGAAUACACUCAAGGUUUUCCAAUAUAUGGAUCCCGGCACACCAAAAGCGUUCCCUUCCGAACCCACGGAAAGAUGUCGAGUCCGUUUGUUCGAGCGAUCUGUCACUGUGACAGAAGGCACUGGUGCUCGCAAUGCGCAUCGCGGAUUCCGACUAGCUGUUCUGACUAGUCCGAAGGUGAAGACUUUGAGUAGCAUUCGCCAUAUCUUCGGUAACGGCUCACCGAUAGUGUUCGGUCUCUUACGAGGAGAGGACGGUUCUCCUGCUCUUCUCCUUAAAGUGACCGAGGACGGCCGUACGAGAUCUUUGUUGAUGACUUUCCAUGAGGUGGCCGAGCGUACGAAAAUCCAUUCCGUGCUGCUCGGUAUAAUUCCACGAGAGGGAGAGACCAAGUCGCCCGAAUUCGCUCUCAAGUCAUACUGCAUUGAGCAGCCCGAAGAUCCUUUCACUGGCCAGCCCACAGUCAAACACCUUCAGUUCCCCGCCGGAAGUGUUUCCGUUAUCGACCAGGAGCAUGCUUACGUCGAACAUGGUUAUGGACCGACAAUUCUAUCGGAACAUUUGAGGGCCUUUGUAGCUACUGAAUGGGGCUCUGUCACAGAUCGUAUCAACUUAGGGCCUGGUGAAUUGAAGAUUGGCUUGGAUGUUCAGAGCACGACGAGCAUGAGCUUGUUCCGCCCUGCGCAGCAGGAUCUGACUCUGUCGCUUGCGGAUAACCUCAUUCGCCCUGAGCUGGCAGGGCAAUUAACUAGCUUCCUCGAGAAGGUUGCCACGAAGCCUAUGGUUCGCCGGCUGGAAUUCCCCACCAUCCAAGAUCUUCAUGCCUUCGAGGCAGCUGUUACUGGCUUCCAGGUACUGUAUGACGGCAUGGCGACAUCGUUUACCAUCUCCCGCCGGCGGAGUAUGGUUCCUAUUUACAAGAAAUGGGAAGCUGCCCUGGCACGAGUCCAGGUCGUUCGACAAGAGAAAGUCGUUCAAAUGCUUGUUUUCUUCGGGGACUUCCAGCACGGCACAUGUAUGAACUUUGUUCUUAAGGGCACCGAUAUCAUGGAGUCCUUCAUCCGGUCCGGCAAGUUCGGCAUUCGUAUGGUAGAUGCCAAGUUUGCACUUCCUAAGAAGGACGAUGAUCCAGCUUCUAACUUUGUGUGCCUCGACAUGCCCGAAUAUCCCAUCGAGCACGACGAUCUCACCAUUACGUUCGACACAGAGGCUUCACGUGCAAGCUUCAAGGCAGCUCUUCCUGGAUCAGUGCGAGAACCAUCUCGCAUGGGCUCCAUUCGCCGAUAG
This is a messenger RNA of Penicillium digitatum Pd1, 3531 nucleotides long. Lineage: Eukaryota; Fungi; Ascomycota; Eurotiomycetes; Eurotiales; Aspergillaceae. The record is from RefSeq and is a predicted model, not a curated record.